Mastomys coucha (southern multimammate mouse) is the source of this 4789-nucleotide messenger RNA. RefSeq names its product Ras and Rab interactor 2 (gene Rin2). Bases 372 to 3083 code for a protein of 903 amino acids. Lineage: Eukaryota; Metazoa; Chordata; Mammalia; Rodentia; Muridae. Gene Ontology annotation, molecular function: guanyl-nucleotide exchange factor activity; small GTPase binding. The transcript is spliced from 13 exons. Gene Ontology annotation, biological process: signal transduction; vesicle-mediated transport. Gene Ontology annotation, cellular component: endocytic vesicle; cytosol. The record is from RefSeq and is a predicted model, not a curated record.
GGGAGGGGACCCCGGAGGAGAUCUUCAGAGGGACGGGCGGAGGCACACAAAGCCUUUCUCUCCUCCCUCUCCUCCCCCGGCCCUCCCUCCGGCCACGCCCCUCCUCUCCUCGGCCUCCUCUUCCUCCUCCUGGGCGGAGAAUCCAAGCCCUGCUCCGUCACUGACCCGCCGGUCGCCCCCGCCUCCCGGAUCUGCACCGAGGGCGCAAGAUGGAGACCUGAGACAGAGACUUCUGAACUCCCACCGGGAAAGAUCAAAUGUGUGAGCCUUCAGAACUCUGUGGCAGACAGGCCUGAGCUGAAGAGAGAAGAGAGAGAGAGAUGCUGGCCUGACAGGAGUCCCCGGCAUGCAGUAGAGCCUCACUGGGGGAAAUGUCAGCUUGGACCAUGGGCGCCCGAGGUCUGGACAAGCGAGGAAGUUUCUUUAAGCUCAUUGACACGAUCGCCUCGGAGAUCGGAGAACUGAAGCGGGAGAUGGUGCAGACAGAUAUCAGCCUGGAAAAUGGCCUGGAACCUUCUGAAACCCACAGCAUGGUGAGACACAAGGAUGGUGGCUAUUCUGAAGACAAGGAUGGGAAGACAUGUCCCCGAGACUCUGGCUAUGACAGCCUCUCCAACAGGCUCAGCAUCCUGGACCGGCUCUUGCAUACCCAUCCCAUAUGGCUGCAGCUCGGUCUGAGUGAGGAGGAGACGGCAGAGGUCCUUCAGGCCCAGCCUCCCGGGGUCUUUUUGGUUCGUAAAUCCUCCAAAAUGCAGAAGAAAGUCCUCUCCCUUCGCCUGCCCUGUGAAUUUGGAGCACCUAUCAAAGAGUUUACUAUAAAGGAAAGCACGUACACCUUUUCCCUGGAAGGCUCAGGAAUCAGCUUUGCAGAUUUAUUCCGGCUCAUUGCUUUCUACUGCAUCAGCAGGGAUGUUCUGCCAUUCACCUUGAAGCUGCCUUAUGCCAUUUCAACUGCCAAGACGGAGUCUCAGCUUGAAGAACUAGCCCAACUGGGACUAAAUUUUUGGAGCUCCUCGGCAGACAACAAACCCCCAAACUCCCCACCUCCCCAUAGGCCUCUUCCCUCAGCCGGCAUCUGCCCUGCCUCCUUGCGUCAGCUCUGCCUUAUAAAUGGAGUGCAUUCUAUAAAAACCAGGACGCCUUCGGAGCUGGAGUGCAGCCAGACCAACGGAGCCUUGUGUUUUAUUAAUCCUCUUUUCUUGAAAGUGCACAGCCAGGACCUCAGCACAGGCCCAAAGCGGCCGAGCACAAGGACUCCCAACGCGAAUGGCACCGAGAGAUCUCGGUCCCCCCCACCCAGGCCCCCGCCACCCGCUAUUAAUAGUCUGCACACAAGCCCUGGGCUAUCCAGGACUGAACCCCAGACGAGCAUGCCAGAAACAGUCAACCAUAGCAAACAUGGGAACGUAGCUCUGCUUGGAACAAAACCAACUCCCAUCCCUCCACCCCGGCUGAAGAAGCAGGCUUCUUUUUUGGAAGCGGAAAGCAGCGCCAAGACCUUGACCGCCUGCCGGCCCAGCCGGGGCUCUGAGCCGGAGCCCGAGCUAGAGCUGGAGCUGGAGAUGGGCACAGCUGGGCACGCAGGUGGAGCCCCGCCUAGGGACGCCCCCGGAGAUUGCACAAGGGCGCCGCCGCCCGGCUCUGAAUCACAGCCACCACCGUGCCAUGGAGCCAGGCAGAGGCUGAGCGACAUGAGCCUUUCCACUUCCUCCUCCGACUCACUGGAGUUCGACCGGAGCAUGCCCCUGUACGGGUAUGAGGCCGACACCACCAGCAGCCUGGAGGACUACGAAGGGGAGAGUGACCAGGAGACCAUGGCACCUCCCAUCAAGUCCAAAAAGAAGAGGAACAGUUCUUUUGUGCUGCCCAAGCUUGUCAAGUCCCAGUUGCGAAAGAUGAGCGGGGUGUUCAGCUCCUUCAUGACCCCUGAGAAGCGGAUGGUCCGCAGGAUAGCAGAGCUGUCCCGGGACAAAUGCACCUAUUUUGGGUGCUUGGUGCAGGACUACGUGAGCUUCCUGAAGGAGAACAAGGAAUGCCAUGUGUCCAGCACCGAUAUGUUGCAGACCAUCCGGCAGUUUAUGACCCAAGUCAAGAACUAUUUGUCUCAGAGCUCUGAACUGGACCCCCCUAUUGAAUCACUGAUCCCAGAAGACCAAAUCGAUGUGGUGUUGGAGAAGGCCAUGCACAAAUGCAUCUUGAAACCCCUCAAGGGCCAUGUGGAGACCAUGCUGAAGGACUUCCACACGGCUGAUGGCUCAUGGAAACAACUCAAGGAAAAUCUACAACUUGUGCGGCAGAGGAACCCACAGGAGCUGGGGGUCUUUGCCCCAACCCCUGACUUGAUGGAGCUGGAGAAAAUCAAGCUUAAAUUCAUGACCAUGCAGAAGAUGUAUUCGCCAGAAAAGAAAGUCAUGCUUUUGCUCCGGGUCUGUAAGCUCAUCUACACUGUCAUGGAGAACAACUCAGGGAGGAUGUACGGUGCGGACGACUUCUUGCCAGUCCUGACCUAUGUUAUAGCUCAGUGUGACAUGCUUGAAUUGGACACUGAAAUCGAGUACAUGAUGGAGCUCCUAGACCCUUCACUGCUGCAUGGAGAAGGAGGCUAUUACUUGACCAGUGCCUAUGGGGCACUGUCUCUGAUAAAGAAUUUCCAAGAAGAACAGGCUGCAAGGCUGCUCAGCUCUGAAGCCAGGGACACCCUGAGGCAGUGGCACAAGCGGAGAACCACCAACCGGACGAUCCCCUCCGUGGAUGACUUUCAGAAUUACCUCCGAGUUGCCUUCCAAGAGGUCAACAGUGGAUGCACUGGGAAGACCCUCCUUGUAAGACCGUACAUCACCACAGAGGAUGUGUGUCAGCUCUGUGCUGAGAAGUUUAAGGUGGAGGACCCUGAGGAGUACAGCCUGUUUCUCUUUGUUGAUGAGACAUGGCAGCAACUGGCAGAGGACACUUAUCCUCAGAAGAUCAAGGCCGAGCUGCACAGCCGACCUCAGCCCCACAUCUUCCACUUUGUCUACAAGCGAAUCAAGAGUGAUCCUUACGGUGUGAUUUUCCAGAACGGAGAAGACCUCACUCCCUCGUAGGGGACACAUGGGACUUCCCAUUGAUGCAUCCAAAAGGGAGCUGAGAGUCUAGCUUUCUGGCUGCUGUGUGCUUGAGCUUAGAAGACAGCUGCCUCCUCAGAUGAGUGACUAAGCCAUCCAUAGGCUGACUUGGCCCAGGGCAUCCUUUAGAUGUUGCCCAGAUGAGGUAGCUGAGAUUUGGGAAACAAUAAGAUUCUCCUCCAGAAAUGGUGAAUUGCAUUUAAUGGUUCAGGUGUCCUGAGAUCACUGGCUAGUUAACUAGUUAACCUUAGCCAGCUUCAGGCUUGGCUUGCAUGUAUGUAUAUAUGCUGAGAAAACACUUAAGGUACAAACUCUUCUCUUGGAUUCGAUAGCGGGUGUUGACAAGACUGUCCGAUGCAGUGCGUCAGGUCCCUCUCAGCUCUGUGGAUGGCUCCACUCUUCCCUCUUUCCCUUCUCUCGUCCAUCCUUCAUCCUAUACUUUUUUUUUUACAAAGAGCCUUUGUGUUUUUAUAUAUUUCAUAGAAAAAAUUUAUAGCAGUUGCAGGUAAACUGUCAGGAUCGGUUUUUAAAAUAUUUUUGUAACUUUUAAAAUAUUCUAUAAGUAUGCAUGUGAUUUAACAUUUAAUAUUUGAAGAUAAAUCUCUUGCUGGAUUUGAGAGUACUGCAUUUUAGACACCUCUUAGAGGUCUCUCUUCUGUAACUGGAUGUUUCAGCAAAUUUGUGGGGAGAGACUUCUGGUUGUCUUAAAGCAAUCCCUGACGCUGGCCACAGGCUGCCUUUGAAAAAAAAAAAAAUCGGGUGUACUGUUACAUUGUUCACUUUUAGCGGUGUAUUGUUACAUUGUUCACUUUUAGGGCUGGUGUACCGUUUGUUGUCUGUUUAUGUUUUUAAGCACUCGAUGCUGAGAAUUAGGGGAGAAAUGAAUGUAGAGAGAGGUAGAGAGAGAAACACAGACCCUAAGGAGGGACUGAGAAAUGCAGUCUGCAGGUUCAGGCUCUUCAGAGGACAUUAGAAAAGGAGUCAAUACUGUAAGAUAUGUGCUGCGGGGAACUUUGACAAAGAUCUGUUCCAUAUGCUAUCUGCUUUGGGAAACAAUUUUAAGAAUCCCUAGAAGAAAAAGUAAAUCAAGGAUAACGAUCUCUAUGACCCAUUUUGUAAGCCGACACUAAGGACAUCCAUUUAUUUGGAGGCAGAAACCAAGUAAUAUAUGAGUUUUGUUGAGUUCAAUGAGAUGUUUGUUGUUGGGAAGAGAAUGCACCAAAACCAAAAACAAAACAAAAAAACAAAAAACCCUCUUUAUUAUAAGAAGGGAACAAUGGUUGGGGUGUGGCUCAGUGGUAGAGCUAACAUACACGACUAGCAUGCUGGCUUUUAUCUUCAGCAUGACAAAUAUGAGCAAAGCAAGCAGAAAACAUGGAUGUAUGGUGAAGUUAGAUUUAUGCUGUAUAAAAUGAAUUUAUGGACAUAGAUAUUCCAGAAGGGUCAUACAUCAAUGUAAUACAGGUCAUUGCAAAACAAAAGCAAAAACCACAUUAGUGUCUUGUGAAGGACACACAGGUAUCUGCUUUGGGGGACCUUGAACCUUGUACCCCUGGCUUUUGUUGUACCAGGACCCUCCCUCGGCACAUGCUGUGUUGUACUUCCUUUUGUAAAUGAUUUUCAAUGGAAUUUUGCACAUAAUACAUUGUAAUACUGUACAAUAAUCCUGUGUAAAAUAAUUUUUG